AAGCCGGCCAGUUCCCACCUUCCCACGCCCCGCCCCCGGAUAUGGCGGAGCGGCCGUUCCGGGACGUUGUUACUGACGCUCCGCGGUCGCCGGGGCCGCCGGUGCGGAGCCGCAGGGGGAUCCCGGCCGGAUUCUAAAAAUGGAAUGGGGAGGAGAGUAUUCUUUUGAUUCUUCCAAUUUAGACUGUUUGUUAAAUGUCCUCCCUGGAGAAUUGGAAUUUCGACAGAUCCUUAGUGAUCUUGAUGAAAAAAUAAAGAAGAACUCUUCCAGCAUAGAAAAGUGUCUUAAGGACCUGCAAUCGGACGUAAAUGAAAUAUGUACUGAUGAAGUACUACAAAGCACAACUGACUGCAUUCAGUGGCUAAGUCACUGCAAUUUUAGUUCUCUCAGACCUUCUUCUACAGACCAUGGAGAGCUGCUGGAGUUCCUUAAGACCCUGCAAAGCUUGUUGAAGAAUGAGAAGAAUCAAGAAGAAAUGGUACUUCACUUCCUUCUGGAUCUCUCUAGUCAGUGUGGUGUCUCAUUUCCCUGUACUGCAAGUGGGACAUCUUUUGACUUAACAUCUUCGCUUCAUACCAUUCAGGAUGAUUCAGCUGUGGAUGUGAAAUCUCUUUGGGAUGAUGUGAGAUUGCAUCUUCGGCAAUUUUUAGUAAAUAGACUGCAGAGUCAAGAAGAAACAAACACUAAUGCUUUGCAACAACAAAUGGAGUUUAAAACUCAGUGUGUACAGCAGCUUUUGUUUCUUUAUCCCAAAUCAGAAGUCUUAAUGAGGUAUCAAAAUAUGCAGAAUAAACUGGUUAGUGAUCUUCUACAAAACUGUAUUUUGUCUAGUUGUGGUGAAACAAAUUUUGAUAAGGUGGUUCAUGGUUACCAAAGUUCCAUACCCAGAUUGUGCACGAUGAUAAAAGAGGAUUUGUAUAUACUAACUGGAACUAUUGGUCCAUCUUCGUCAUUAAAGUUUAUUAAUGAAACUUACCUGGAUACCAUCACUGAAGAAAUGACAGUUCUUCUUGAAAGACUUUGUGAGCUGCAGUUCAAAGAAAAUGCUCUACAUAUAGUUAAAGCAAACAAGAUUUCAAAGAAGCAUAGAGGAAGAGUUCACGCUAUGGCCUCCCAGGAAUACCACAGGAAAGGACGGAACUUCUGCUUAACCUUAUAUCAACUCAAAUGUCUUUCUCAACUUAUCAAACUUUUCUUAUUAAUGGAGGAAAAAAUUGAAGAGCUCUCUACAGAAAUUCUGCUGCUGCCUUCAUAUACAGAGAGGAAUAAGAAUGUUCAAGGAGUUCUGAAGAGAGCUAGUGGGGAGCUUUUAAUAGGAGAAACUAGAGCAAAUGAAACCAGCGUGCUUCCUGAGCAGUUACUUCAGGUAGAAGAGCCUAUUUUACUGAGUUUUGGCUGGAGAAAUGCAUUUAAAGACCUGUCUUCUUCUGUGGCUCAUUGUAUAACAAUAGCAAUUGAGGAUUUUUCAUCUAAAAUUCUUCAACAUGAGCAGAAAGAAGAGUUUUCAGCUGCAGGCUGUGCAAUGAGUCUUGUAAACAACCAGCAAAUGAGGGAGUCCUGCAGAGCAGUCCAACAGGAGGAGCAACCAAAACGAAUUGCUAAGUUUUGUUCUGACAUCAUGGAAGAACUCGACACACUGCUUCCAUUGGCUCUGGCCUGCAGAGAUGAUUCUCUUCAGGAAAUUAGAGCAAACUUUGUAGAAGCCUGCAGCAAAGUGGCAACAGCUGUUCUGGCAAGACUAGAGGAGAAAAGCAAAGACGUUCCCUCGAAGGUUCCCCUGCAAGACUUGUAUGCUGCCCUUUCCACGGCAAUAUAUGUCUUCCAGCAUUUUACAAUGUAUAGCAAUUUAAUGAGAGAAACAAGCAAAAAACCCCUGUUCCUGGUGCCUAUCCAGAAAUGUCAGGAAUUCAUCAAAAUUCUCCAGUUUCAAGUUAAAAACUACUGCAUCAGAGUUUGUGCUACAAGCAUUUUGCAGGAUGCUGAGAGCCACUGCUGGGAUGACUACAAAGCUUUUUACGAGGGGGAAAGAUGCUCAUUCUCUGUCCAGAUGUGGCAUUACUUCUGCUGUGCUCUUCAUCAUGAUCUAUGGACAAUUCUACCUCCAAAGACAGCCCAGGAGAUUCUUACAGAUGUACUAGAGCGAUCUUUGGAUAUUCUGUCCUCCAGAUAUUGUCAGGUGUGUCCCAGUUACAAAAGAACACCACAAAUCAGAAUUGAUAUUGCAGCAAUUUUGAUGUCCACUGAAGAUAUGCUCUGGUCAAUUUGUAGUUCUGUGCAGGAGUUUCUGAAUCCACACAAAGACAGAAAUCUCAAGAUCUAUAAAAUACAUAGCCACUGCAAUAGUCUGAUCUCUGUGCUGGCUAUUUUAACUUCACCACUGAAGAAUUUGUAUGAGACAUUUCUGGAUAAUUCUGAUGAACAUCUUCCUCAAGAUUUUCCAGAAGUCUUUUAUCACCCAUUGCACUGGUUAUUUUGCAUACCAUCAUCCUGUUUUUUCUUUCUGAAGACUCCAUCACCCAGAGAAAUGGCAGCCCAAGGUCUGCUGAAGCUGCUCUUAUCCCAGCCAUACUGUAAUUUGAACUUGCUUUUGGAAACAUUGCUACACCAUGAUUGUCUCUUAGUGAAAAUUUUGCUGAGAAGCUCAAGUAAUCAAGCAUUAAAUUGUGAUGAACAAAGUUCUCUCUUGGAACAGGAAAGUAACAAAGAGCCUACUCUGAUUGAAACAAUCUUCACAGUAUUGUCUUACUGCACUUUAUCACCCAAAUCUCUUGGCAUUGCUUUUGAGUCGUACAUGGAAAAAGAGCUGCUGUGGAACUGCUUAUACAAUAUGACAGUUUCCAGUUGUGGUGAGUCGGAGCCAGAAGUUAUCAGAUGCUUGAAGUUGACUUUGAUUAAUUCAGUGAAGGGUAUAGUGAAACAAAUAAUUUCUUUGAUGCAUUCAUGGGAGGCAACAGAAAACUAUGGAACAUACCAGCACAAACAAAUAGUUCCUGAAGGUUUACUGAAAACUGUUCCAAAGGAAUGGAAUUACACUCCUCGGGAAAUGAAGAGAAAGGAAUCUGGGAAAUGCUUCACAAGGCUUGCAGCUCAAGCAGUAUCUAUUGUAAUCAGCAAGUUACCUACAGUGAUUGCAUGUUUGCCUUCUCCAGUUAAAUACUUCUUUUUUCUGGCUGAGAGAAAAAUGUCAAGAAACUUUGCUGAGUUGAAGAAAGCUGGUCUGCUUGUCUGGAACUUGAUUGUAAUUAUAUGUCGGAUAUUUGAGGAUGGAAAUACUGCAGAAUUUUUAACAGGUGCAACACUUGACAGAUGGAGCAAAGAAAAACUCAGUUUAGUUCGUGUGUGCUUAGAAAGUAUUAUGGGAAAACAGAAAAGUGGUCCUAAGCAAGUGACCCAGAAGAUUAUACAAAGCAUUGAGCAGCAAAGACCAAACUGGAUUGAAAGCCAGUUGCUGAAGGCAAGAAAGUUGAGCAUAGACUGUGCCUCAGUGACAGUUAAAGGUGCAACAUUAGAGGAUGGAGGUAUUGCUCUUGGAUUCUCUGAGCAUAAUAUAAGCAUGAUGGUCCUGGAUAUCUGCCACAAACCAAGUGGUAGUGAGUACCUGACGCAAAUUUAUCGCAUCAUCCGGCUCAAUGAGGAAUAUUUGAAAGAACAGCUGUCUUGUGAGAAUCCUUCUGAAGAUGGUGUUACCUCGGGUCAAUGUCUGCCUUUGACACUGAAGGCCAGAGAGGAGCAGCCUGUCUUCAACCCUUUCCAGGUGUACAGACAAUCUUAUGCAAAAGUAUUCAAUCAGUCAGCCAUUACUGAAUGGAACUGGGAUUGGUCAAGCUUGCUGCCAGGUUACUUAGGACUGAAUCAGAUGGCCUUCAGGGUGCUGCUGUCACACAGCUAAAGUGUGCCUGCUUAUACUUUCCACCUGACUAGGACAAUUCUAGCUGUUCGUGUGGCUAAACAAACAAGCUUUGCAGUAAGACUCAGGUGAGCCCUAUCAUUAGAUGAUUCUUCAUGAUCCUUCCUAGAACUGCAUAAGUCAGCCUUACUUGUGUUCAAGACUUAAUGUUCAAGCUGAAUAAGUGUGUGAUUAUUUUGACCUCCCACUUAUGGUGGACUUAUUGUGUUUCUACUGUUUUCCUCCUGAGAUGAGUUAAACAAAACCAUAGACAGUACUUGAGCUGUUUCAGAACCAUCCGUUUAUAAAGUGGAGGACCAUAAUAUUUAAAUUACUCCUUCCUUUGACACAUGCUAAAGCUUUCCCUGAGUAGUUAUGUCUGUGCAGGCAAAAAUAUUUUCACCAGUUCACAGUGAUGUUAGAAUGAUAUUUAUUUCCUUCUUUUCAUAUUUCAAGAAAAAAUACUGUCAGUUGCAUAUGAAGUUUAAAAAGCAGUCUUUCUUUUGAGGAAAAAAAAAAGUGAAAAUGCUUAGGGGACUCAUUUACAAGGGAAAUGCUCCCCUAACCUAGUUAAUGACUGAGUUAGUGAGAGGGUGUUAUGAGAGCAUUGUCCCAGAGCCAGCAAGUGUUAGGCAAAUUAAUUGGUUGGUGGUUAGGGGAAAGUAAAAUACUUUUAGAACUGGUUAAAAAGGAAAUUAAUUGUUGCCUACUACUCAUUGCUGGCAUCACACAAUGAUGGGAAUCUAAUCCGUCCAUUCCUAUGAUCGUCGAAGUAAAAGUGUCCAGGAAAUUUUUCAUAUUAAAGAUGUGGUGGUUGUAAGGCUCUGGAAUCCUCCCACUGAGUCCCUCAAAGGGACUUACAGGGAUUUAUGUAUGUACUCUGAGUUAGAUGCAAGGGAGGAAUACCAACAAGACACUCCUCAUGAGUCAAAACAACGAAAACUCAACUGGCAAACUUGAGAAAAUCAGGGAACUUUAGAAAAAGCUUAUAGCAAUAUUGAAUCCAUAAAAAGCAUUUGACAAAACAUUAACUUAGCAAGCUCUAAGGUCAUUCAAUUUAACAAAUUUCAACCCAUCUGAUUUUAAUUUACUCAAAAAUAAAUAAUAUGUUUGUAUAUAUAUAAUAUAUAUAGUUUGAACUGCAAGAAUAAGAUUUAAAAUGUAUUUCUCAAUUAUAAUUGAAACAGUAUCUUUUAGUAAUAAGACCCUUAACAUUCAACUAACUUUUGAACUUGAUUUACACAAGUUUUAAAAAAUCUUCUACGUACUUAAACAGAUACAUCCUGCCUUUUCAAGUCCUGGACUCACUUGUUCAUCCUUAGCUACUCCAAUAACAAAAGAGGGUUUCUUACCUCUAAUACAUGUAUUAAAGCAAGAAGAGCAAUUGUUAUUUAACUACCCAUAUCUUGACUUACAAUUAGUGUCCUGCUCAUAACAUUACAAUUGUUAUUGUCCAGUCAAAUCAGAGUGUUGAAAAUCAGCAAGAAAUACUUAGAAGUAGGCAAAAAGCUGUUGUGUUGUCAAUACUGAGGCAUAAUUCCAGAGCACAAUACCAUGCAUUAUCCUUCUUGUUUAUGUACUCUCCCUUAUAUAAAAGUUAAAUUUAUAACCAUUAAUUUUCACAGGAAUACCUUGGCAAAUUGUACAUGGUUAGAAGAUAUUAUUAUUUUGUGGGGCUUUGAGAUGUGACCUGCCUUCUGCAGUUGUGCAGGAUUUUCAGGUGCACUGAAUACCUUACAAUAAUGUAAUGAUAUUCCUGUCACUAUAAAGAGGAAGAAAAAAAGAGACAUUUUUGUAACAUGUGAAGCCAUUAUCCAAUAUUGCAGUUAUUUGCAGUUCUGAAAAGGAAUGGCUGGGAUUCCCUCCUCUAAUUAGGGAGGUUUCACUAAGAACUGGUGUCUGUGCAGGGACAUGAAGUGAUUUAGUUGGAAUGAUGUAGGUCCUGCUACAGGAGCAUGCUGGGAGCUGUAGGAACAGAUAGAGACGAACUCAUGACUGGCAAAGCUAACAGCAGCCAGGACCUUCAGAACAGAAAGCUUAACAACUUAAUAACUAAGAGAGGAAUGGGAAUGUGUUAUUUUUUACCAUAAGUGUUUCAGGUGAGAAAUAAUAACAAGUUUGAAAAACUAUAGAAAUUAAAACUUGUAUUUGUUCAAAUUGAUAAGAAAUGCAAUAAAAAUGUCUAAACUGAAGAUUAGAAUUUGAUUUCCAACAGACAAGCCAGUGUAGCUCAAGAAGAACCUUCCAGAAGAUGUUUAUACAGUGAUAUGAGCUUUAAUAGUUUUAAGUUGGAGCAGGAUAGCCAAGUUUCUAGUCAACUUUUGGUCAUGUGUUGUUUUGAUACAGAUUCUGAACUGCCCAGCAGCUUCUGAAAGUUGAAAACAUGGAGAUGUUUAUAUAUCGGAUUUCAGGAAACCAUAAAAAAAAGAAUAAGUUUGUCUUUUACUAAAACUGGCUAAAAUCUGUAGGAUUUCUAGUAGACUUUUUUGCUACAGCUACAAGUCAACUAUUUAUGAUGGUUGGUGAAGAGCUAGGGUGCCGUUAAUACUGCAGUAAUCAUCACUGCGCGGUGUUACUAUAAAUGAUAACCUUACAUUGCAUAUGAUAACAUUUGCUGCAAAAUAGAUAUAAACUCUCAGAUCCCUUGGACUACAGAUCUUUUCAUAACAUAGUCCAGACUGCAUUCUUGUUGAUGAACUACUGGGCUGUUUACAAGUGGGUCUGCUUUUUGGGUAGGUUAAAAUCUAUCAUUAGCAGCAGAGUGCUCUUCUAGGAUUGAGAAAACCUUGUACGUAGUGUCUCUUUAUUAAAAUUCUUUCAACUGUACUGCCUUUUGCAAAUUGAUUUGUUUAUACAGUUGUGGCAUUUUUUCCCCAUAGUAGAGCUAAGGGAUAAAAUUACGUGUUUUGACUUUGAUUAAGCUUAAUAAAACUGAAGUAAGAAAAUCUUGUUUAGAAUUUUGAAUGAUUGAAGGGCAAAUUUUGCAUAGCUCUUGUAUAUUCUAGUGAAUACACAGACACCAUCUGUUGAGAAUGAUAGCCAUAUGGUGAACUAUUUAUAGAAAAUAUUUAUAUUCAUUGUGUUGUUGAUUAUCUAGAUAUCCAGAAAACACACUUUAAAAAUCUAGUUUAUCAACAUGUGGAAAAAUUUAUUGUGUGGUUUUGAAACUGAAAAGAAUGCCAACAAACUGCAUGUGUUUUGUUGUCUGUCAAAGAUUCUUUAUAAAACUUUACAAAAGCCUAAAUUUGAGAAAUGAGUGAAAAAAACCUCCAGGGUAUUAAAUGGUAGGAAGUUUUCUAACAAUUUUGUUUGUGGAAGAAACAAAUGAUGGAAGAGCAAUUACUGAUGCCAAGACCGAGUGCUUAUCUGCAUGGCAGAGGACAGCAGUCUGAUACCUAGUGUACUUCUAGGUGUGUUAAUCUGUCUUCUAAACUGCAGAUGCUCCCAGAUCUUUGGUAUCCAAAUUUGCUGGAUAUUGGAAAUUCAUGCUGUUGCUACAGUUACAAGUCAACUAUUAAUGAUGAUUGGUGAAGAGCUAGGGUGCCAUUAAUAUUGCAGUAAUCAUCACCUGCUUGGUGUUACUAUAAAUGAUGCCCUUAUAAUGCAUAUGAUAACAGGCUUUCUAAAAUGUCUGGGAGGCUAUGAAAGGCAGUAUCUCAUUGCUCCUGUAUCAAAAGAAGCAGGUGAAAGGUAUUAAUCCAUUAUUGUACAUCUCUUGGUUAAUCAUGAAGUCAGGCUUAGACCCUAGUGCUGUAUGUACCAAAAAAAAAGCCAAUGGGAUUUUGUGGAAAAUCUCACUUUGACCUUUCUGGGUAAGCAAGUAUCCUGUUCCAUAAAUGAGUUGGUCAAUAACAAGGUGUAUGUCACAUCUGUCACCACAAGGAUUAUCCUUUGUCUGCUUAUCCUCUUCUGACAUAGCUAAUCAAACCAUACUGUGACUUUAAAAAAUCUGUCGGAAGAAGGCUUAUUUCCCUGCCUGGCACUUUUAAAGCAUUGGUGGCAGAAUAUAACAUCAGUAAGCAAAAGAGAACAGUAAGCACUCACUGUUUGACUGCCACUCAAGCCCCUAUCAUGUAUACAGUUACAGCAUGAAUUUCACAAGUAAAUGAGGUUAAAGAUGAGGCUCCUCAUAUGCAAUACACUUUUCUGAUUGUUAUCAGUCUCUCUCUUCUGCAGAUAUAUUGAUGAAUCAUAUGAAAAAAAAAAUACUCUCUGAUGACAAUCUCCAACAGAAGGUGCUAAAAACAUAAGGAUUGCCAUAUCCCAUUUAACCUUACUUAAUAUGACCUAUUUUUUAAUACUUGGGAGUCUUUUAUGAUGAGGCUUUUGCUAGCUUUGCAAUACAAAAGCAUGUACUUCCCAUCUCUCCUUUAAUUAACAACUAUAAAGUUGCUUAAACAAGGUUUUGUGCUAAUUAGAUUCUUUUUUUUAUUACUCAAACCUGGCUUCUAGAAAAAGUGAAAAUAAAAUGAAUUAAAAAGAAGAAAGUAUUGGUAAUACAUCUUUUUUCAUUCAAAAGGGUAGUAAGCACAGCAUGUUGGCUAGGGCAGAGACCUGUGAUCCAAACCUCUUUCUUCUAAUAAUGUGUCACACUGCCUUGGUUUCCCAUUUAUAUUAGAUCACAUUUGUCUGCAUUUUUAUAUCCUUUGAUAUGCUUUUGUCUUGGUUUAGGAAUGGUGUUCCCCAAAUUAGUGCUCCUGCUGAGACUCUCCAAACCACUAAACCACUGCUUACUCCUUUCCCCCUUCCCUCUCUUCCCCCGUGGUGCUGUGGAGAGGAGAAUUGGAGGCACAAAACAUAAGCAUCAUGGGUUGAAACAAGAGUAGUUUACUGGAAACAGUGCUGAAUGAAGAAAACAAGAAGUAACAGCAACAAUACUAACAACAGAGGGUACAAGAAAGAGGCAAGCAAUUCAAUUGGAAACCCCCUGACAAGAGAUAAUUCCCAACUGCUCCCUCCACCCCACUGACUCGGAAGAGAGCCCUUUCCCCGUGCCCAGAAAACUACAUGAGGUGGUACAGAGUAACCUCCAGGUGUCAGCCAUGCCCCUUCCUGGCUAGUGCAAAAAUUAAAUCUGUCCUGCCCAGAGCCAGGAUGGCUUUGAUGGGAAUACUGCUAGGUAUAUUCAAUGUAUUGUGUUAAUAAUACAUUUGUGUAUUCAUUGUUAGGAUUCACUGGUUCCUCUAAAGGUAUGUCAUAACUAGGUACUUUUGUGUUCUAUAAAUCAUCACUUGGAAGCGUGGCACUUCAGCACUAUUAUCCCUAUAUAAUUAACCCGGUGAUUGCUAUCCUGUGACUUGGGUGGCUUUUCUUAAAAACAGUUAUUUCCUUUCAUCUGUAAAUUAUUUGCCCUCCUUUCAACUCUCUCUCAAAUCCUGUUCUCACUAGGGAUUCUUAAGUGGAGAUACUGAUGUUCAUUUUUCUUAUCUGUUCUUUUCUCUUUCCACUUUCAGACUGCUAUUGAUCCAAGUUUCCAUUCUUAAUAGAAACAUAGUUAUAUAGUGAUUGUAAGUGUGAUGUAAGUGUACUAUGUAAUUGCUAAAUGUAUAAAUGUGAAUCAAUGCAUUCAAAGUACUGACUUCCCUGAUUGUACACAGUGGCUUAGCUUCUCGUCUUAUCUAUAGACUUUCUUGCUACACCUGCAAGGGAAGAGGCUGCAGGACACAAGCUGACAAGCUAAAAGUCUGUCCUGUCCGUCAAGGCAUUGUUUCUUCCUUUUGCUGCUUUUAGAUAAGGGAUUUUUCAUCAAAAUUUUAGUAAUGUAGAGUAAUUCCAUUUCCAUACAGGGAUCUCAAUUUGUUUGUAAGCUGUAAUGAGCUGAGACAUGCAAGUCCCCUGUAAGGUAGAGGGGGAAGUAUUAUAUCAGAGUUAAACAAAUGGAAAAUCUGGUUACGCAAGUCACUUUUAAGCUUUCUUCUGCACUGCAAAACCAGUCUGUAGCAAAGUAAAGAGUAGAACCUAGUUAUUUUGACUAAAUUUAAGAUACAAAGCUACCACAUAGUAGCUGGUCUGUGGUGGCUGUUGCUAUCCUCAGUUCCUUUGUGGCAAGAAAGGGGAGGUGACUCAGCUUUAGUGAGACCUUGAUGGUUAUCUAAUUUGAAUCACCUUGCAUUCAUUUUAGGAAGUGGUAGUCCCAUUAGUUUUUCUCUGAAGGGGGUGGGGAAGACUGUAUGCUUUCUCCUGACCUUGAAAUAUUCACUGUUGCAACAACAAAGCAAGUAUGUGGUGGUGGCCAGUGUGGAUCCCAGACUUUUGCAGCUGUAACUGAUGACUCUUAGCGCUAUGGCUUUCCCAAAGUUAUUGACUUCUCUCAUGGCUUUCCUGAUUGUACUUCCUCUGUCCUGCCAGGCUGGCACUGUUUAAGAAAGGAUGACAAGUCCUAGAGAUCUUACCGCUUCUUCCCUAAGUCCAGUUGUUAAUGUCAAACUGACCUCGUAAGUUUUACAGUCACAAUGCAAAUAAAGCAGUGUUGGUCAGUUUUACAUGAACUCCUAAUAGGUUUUCUGAAGGGCAUAGUAAGUUUAAAAUCGGCCUACACACGGCCACAGUAUUUGGGCUUUUCUGAUGCUGAUUGAUAAUUCGACCCAGAAAACCUUUUUGAUUGGGAUUUUUCUUCCCCUCUUAACUUCUUUCUAGGGUCUAACAACAAAAUUUACUCUUUGUGAAGAGUGGGAAACCAUUGUGCAUACUGCCUCAUAUACCAAAGAGGGAAUUGUCAUUCUGAUAGUUGACACUGUAAAAUGUCAUUGAAGAAAGCUUUUUCAUGUUAGUCUUUAGAUUGACAGGUUAUGACAAAACUGCAUUCAUGUUGCUUGAAUACAUCUUUUGUCUAGUUUUACAUGCUUUUUGAAUUGUCUAGAAAAUGACAUAUUAAGAUUUUCAUUAGCCUUAACCAGGUGUGAUUUUCUUUAUGGAAGAUACCUUGGUAGGACUGCAGCUGAAGGUGAGUAAACCAGUGAAGCUUAGAAAUGCUGCAGCCCUUCUUCAGAUGGUGGCAGGGAAUUGAAAGACUCAUUAAUCAACAGCUAAGUCACAGAUGUGAUGUCUUUCCUGCAACAGACAACAGACUGUGAAAGUCACAUCCAACACGUAAAACUGUUAAAUAAGGCACAUCCACAAACAUUCUUAAACUUUUGUCUUUCCAUUUUUCUUGAAAAACACUACUCUUUUCAUGUUUUCAUUAUUGAUUUCCUUUAUUUUAAACAAAAGUAUUUGUUCUUUUUCCAAGCAAUACUAUUUAGGAAACAAAAGUAAACGCUGACACUGUUUUCACCCUUUGUUCAUUUUAAUACAACAUAUUCAUUUAAAUGGAAACACAGUUUUGAUUGCAAUGAUUAAUGUAAAGAGUUUCAAUAUUAUAAAUUUUUGUACACAGAAAAUGUGCACAGAAGUUUUGACAGAAAAAACAUUAAUCCAGGGAUUUUCUGCAUAUAAACAACUGGCUAUUUUCUUCAUGAUUUUCCAGUAAUUUCCCCUGCUACAAAAAUUACCUGAAACAAAGAUUCACUCAUGCUGUAGUGCUGCAAUGUAGAUAGUCAUAAAAUAUUUAAAGUGAAACUGCUUAGAAGAUUUUAUUAGUUAAUCAACCUGCACUGAAUUUUUCACCUGCACUGAUGGGAAAAUACCAUAAUAAGAAGCCAAAGAAUGAAUUUGCCAUACAAUUUUCCACAUCAUGCUUCCUUAAACUUUCUGGAUCCCUGGAAUGAAGGAGAGUCUGGUCAGAAGUCUUAUACUUCCUCAUCAAUUUUUUUUCCCUCAGAUUAUCUUUAAAUUGAUAUAUUUCCCAUGGAUAAAAAUUAAUUUUACUCUUUCAGAGAGCAUGAAUUUGUUAGAAUUUUGUAUUUGCUAAUUCCUUGGUCUCCCUAAUUUUCACAUUUUUCCAAAAAUAAAUGUUCAGUAUAAUAAAAAUUACUCUUUAAAGUCUGAGGCAGAUGAGAACAGUUUCCCAAAAUUAUCAUUUUUGUAAUGAUGAUGUCAUCUGGGAUGAGUAAUUUCUUAAUAGCCGUAGUCUGAUCUUCUGUUUCCCCCUUUAGAACAUCUGUCUUACUUUUGAUCUUCAUAUCCAGAAACGGAUUUUAAUUUGCAAUCCACAUUCUUCACUCACUUUCUUUUUUAUUUCCAGGAUUGACAGUUGCAAAGUUAUUUUGGUCUUAUUCAAUUUGAGUAAAUUGAACUGUAUGUAAGUAUAGUGCCUGCUGACUCAGUAAACACUGUAGUGCACACAAAAGACGGAAACAAUGGUGCUGCAUUUAUUGCAGCAAUAAGGUCUUAUGUUAUUGGUAUAUCAAAAGUUAUAACUGCUUUGCCUUUACAAGGUUCUGUAAGCAGAUAUUUGAAUAAACAUCUCUUUAAGUUAUAUUUGUAACAGGCUUUUUCUGUUUUCUCUGAUGUGGUGCUUGUUAUUGGAGGGCUUUUUAAGGCAUAUGCAGCUAUCAUGUUGUCGUUUUAGAAAGAACUGUUGUUAUUUGAUGACCAUUUUUUGCAUUUUAAAGAGAUUUCACUAUUGGGAUCAGGGACAAUUUUAGUUUUGUUUCACAUUGGACUAUAAAGUAUUGCCUAAAUUUGUGCUCAUUAGGUUUCUGUUGUUGCUUUAACUCAGUAAUUAAAUAUCUCUGUAAAAAGACCCACCCUCUAAAAUAAUAGAGAAAUUAUCCUUUUAAUUGUACUAAUAAAGAGUGUGAUAGCUGAAUUUAAGUACUACCAAACUCUUCCCACAAAAGUAUUAAUGAAAUUAUAUCAGUCAAUGAAUAUAGUCAAUAAAAUAACCAUGAUGAUUUCUCUUGGGAUAAUUACAUGGGUAAUUUAACAGUACCUUUGCAUAAAAACUGAGAGCAUUAAUGUGAUAUAGAGUUAAACCUCUGUAAAUGGUAUGUAGAAAAUAAAAGGUUUUCUUGUCUUUUAAAUAAAAAAGAAACCUUUAAAAAUAUGUUGUAGCUCUUUACCAGUAAAUUUAUUUUCCAUUUCUGUCUUAUUUUUGGCAUCUCAUUAUUUAUUGUUUCACGGAGUCACUGUUAGAUCAUGCAAUAGCAACAGUGGGCUUUAUAACCUCUUAAGUGAAUGCAGAGACAAUUGGGUAUUCUUUGCAUAUCUCCUUGAUAAAUGGUUGUUGCAUAAUAAAAUUUGAUAGAGUGGUUUCAGAAUUUUAGCAUUAAAAAUGAAUGAUCAUUGAUCUCUGUCUAUCUAAACUUCAGUGCCAUAUUUUCGUAGUUCAAGGUGACCUAUGGGAUUCAUGUACUAUGAAGUUAUGCUCACUGAUCAUUCUCCAAUACCAUGCCCAAGCCUCAGUGUUUGGACAUUAACUGAUGUGAGUUAACUAGCUUCAGUCUAUAACUUUCUGAGCAAGAAAAAUUCAGAGAUACUUAUCUGACAAAAUGUGCUGCUUUUUUCUGUUACUUUUUCAUCAGGAAAGGUGUGAGUCCAGAACAAGUUUUGUGUGAUCAGGCUUUCAUAGUGUUUUCACUAUUGGUAAAAUUUUUUCUUAGAAAAUUAACAGAUUCUCAAGUCUUAAAAGACCAUGCUUUAGUUCAUAGCAGGUUAAAGGAAUUGCUCCAGUACUUCUAGAAGUAUGUGUUGUCAGUUUGUUGUUUACUUAUUUAUCUUUAUUUUAGUGAGGAUUGAUCUUCCUUUGCAGAAGGAAAGCUCCUCCUUAUACCAUGGUAUUCUAAUUCUUUCAUAAAUUUAUGACAUUUCCUGAUGUGGUUUUUUUUAAUUUGUUAAGUUUAGUUUUCUGAUUUUAAUCUAUCUAUGCUGUCACAUGCUGAAUUUUUGUACAUGGAGUUCAAUGACUGAUUAAUCUUUUUAUUCCAUACUGAAACAUAAUCUUGAAUGUGCUCACUCACAUCCUUAAUGAGUUGUCUCUGUGAAUUCAGUACAAUAACUUCAAUGCAACAGGUUAGGCUAGAUUGUAUUCCUGCAGUUUUGUAGCAUGAGAAGACUAUUUAGAAUGAACAAUGUUUCUUUGGCCUGUAUUUCUCACAUGUUUGGUCAUGUGUCUGUGAUCUGCAGAGAAUCAUGUGCUUGUGCUGCAGUGCAUGGUCUGUAUCUUAUCCAUAUACAUACACUGAAAACACUGACUACUGAAAUUUUAAUUAAAAUUUGAAUGGUGGCUUUUACGGGGACCUUCUGGAUGUUCUAAUGAUGCAGAAAUCUUUUGUUGUAAAAUAAAGAAAUAGUGAACUACACCAUUACACUGUUCACUAAAUCCAGUCCAUGCCAAGAGCAGUUUCGAGAGAUUAUUUUUUUCAAUUUGAUUCAAUUAUGGUUUAUUUGAAAUUUUUCUUGAAUGUUAAUAAUACAUGCUACGUAUCUGUUCAUAUGAGGACAAAAAAUUUACUAUAUUACUCGUUUUGGAACAGUAGUGUGUUUAAUUAAAUCUUUACCAUGAUGCAGCAAAUUAGAAUUUAAAGAAGUGAUACUCUAAAUCUCAGGUAAUGUACGUUUAAUCUUUGGUUACUGUAUCAUCUCUUGGUUUGAAAUAAAAAUUGUUCGAACAAGGGAAGUUUUAAUGCCCUAGUUCCUCCUGCUGGGCUAAGAAAUAGCAAAGUUAUGGUUUCACAAAGUUGAUGUCAAAUACCCCUGCAGUUACUGUACUAAAGAAAUUAGAAUGGGGUUUUCCUACUGCAGUGAAAUAGCUAAGGAAGAAGGAUGAAGAAGGGAAGAUAAUUUUUCUGUUGCUUAUAGUACUUUUCUCAUAGUUUAUUGAAAUGAUAAAUAAUAGGACUGAAACAGUAGAACAAGCUUUGGUAUAACUGAAUUAAUUUUAAAAGAGUAGAGUUCUUACAGGGAGUGCGCACCCUGUGAUGUUCACAGAGUGUUUUUUCCUUUAAUAAAAUUUUCUCAGCAUCCAAUAAGGACAUAAAAAUAAUGCUUCUAAAUCUUCUGAAGCAGACUUGUCAAGUUUUUGGUGGCAUCUUGUAAUUGUGAAAACUAAAGGGAAUGUUUUAACUCUCCUUGGUUACGCAUCUACAUCAGGUUCUUCUCAUGCUUAUUCUUCUCCAUAGUUUUAAAUGCGUGGGAGAAUUUGAUCAGUGUCCUUUUUAUAUUCAAAAUGAGUCAGCUUCUGUUUCAAAAGUGUCUUAUUGUCAUGAUGUCACUGCAUCUCAAGAUUUGUGACCUUUUGCUCUGUAUGGACUCAUGGUAGACCUUGUGUUUUUGCAAACUACUUUGCUUUUGUUCCCCUGCUAGGGGAUAUCAAAGCCUUUUGGACUAAAGUUUUACAUACUAGUAGGUUUGCUAAUAAAUAAAUAAAUAGAAUAAAAUUUGUGUACUAAAAGUACCCAACAGCAACUGAAAACACCCAACAAAGAAACCAACUUAAAGUUUAUUUGUAAUAAGGACCGCCAGAUGUCGCAAAGGCAUCGUGGAUGAAGUGGGUUUUUAUCCAAAAUGUGGCACUUAUAUGAGGAACAGUAGUAUUGUGUUGGAGAGUUGCAGAGGCCAUAACAGGUCAGUGAAAUGUCCUUCAAACAUUUGAUUUUUACAUUUGAGAAUAGGCCAAGAUGAAAAGAUAACCACAUAUCUGACAUUGACAUUGCUACCACUUAGACAACUGAUGCAAUUGCCUUAUUCAGUGGUCUCAGUUUGAUCUUUAUUACUUUGAAACCUACAUAACAAAUUUAAUUUUGGUGGGGUUUUUUCUUAUAAAAAAUUAAGGCUCUGAGCAGUACCAGAUCACAAACUUCUAAAUGUAAAUUUAAUAUAAUAUGUAUAAAGUUUUGUUUUCUCCUUGUUCUUUGAAAAUGUGAAAUACUAUUAAAAACAUUUCUAAGAAUACCAAGUAGAAUUGAAAGAAUUUGAACUGAUUUGAACAGCAUGUGUAAAUCAGAGUAAAAUAAGUUGAACUUGGAAAUAAGUAUUUGAUGAUUGAUUCUUUUAUUGAAACAGAAUGAGUAUGAUAGUGGAUAAAGUGAUUUUCCGUAUUAAGAGAAAAUGUAGUGUUUAUAAACAUGUCUUCAGUAUGAAGGGAAGCCCUGUCAAAAAAAAUGAACAACAUAUAAUAUCUUUUAAAAGGUAAAGUAAUAUAAGUAUAUCACUUAGUUUAUGGAUCAAAUUUUACAACCUAAAAAAUGUUGUGUAUAUUCCUAGUGUCAUAAAGCUUACAUUUAAAAGAUACUGUUAUUACCUUUGUUAGGUUGUGGAAAAGCUUAAUUCUUACUGAGUUUGUGCUAGAAUUAAAAGUAUAUUUAGAAGAAGAAAUGCCAGUGCAGAAAAUUAAGUCCAAAAUAUGUAUUAAUGUACAGAUCAUAGUCAAAUCCCUAGUAAUUUUUUGUACUUUAAAUACAUAAUUCAAAAAGUAAGCUGCUGUAUGCUUGCGUUUAAUGGACUCUGCCUGAGUAUGCAGAAGCUGUCAAGAUAAAAUACGGAACAAAUACAGAACAUGCAUCAUUCUAAUUUAAUUAUGACUAUUCUUAAAAAAUAAAAUAAAUUUAUGCCUUUGUGGUUUUGUGUUGUAUGUAGAAAUCUGCGAUCUUUAUUGCUAAGAUUGAAUUUGAUUUUGUUUUGUAUGAUUCUUGCUGAUUUCUCUGUUGCUUGGGCACAUGUGCAUACACCAUUUAAACAUGUGAUAUAUAAGU
Motacilla alba alba is the source of this 16458-nucleotide messenger RNA. RefSeq names its product KIAA0825 ortholog. The record is from RefSeq and is a predicted model, not a curated record. Bases 140 to 3889 code for a protein of 1249 amino acids. Lineage: Eukaryota; Metazoa; Chordata; Aves; Passeriformes; Motacillidae. The transcript is spliced from 20 exons.